UUAGGAAGAUGGCGGCUGCCCCGCUCUACUGUGUCUGCCGGCAGCCCUAUGAUUUUAACCGGUUUAUGAUCGAAUGCGACAUUUGUAAAGACUGGUUCCACGGCAGUUGUGUUCAGGUAGUGGAGCACCAUGCUGCUGAUAUCGAUGUUUAUCACUGUCCCAACUGUGAGCCCAUCCAUGGACCCUCCAUGAUGAAAAAGCGCAACAACUGGCACAGGCAUGACUACACGGAGCCAAACGAUGGCACACUCCCCGUGCAGGCAGGAACUGCUGUGUUUGUACAGCAACUCCAGGCCAGGAGCUUUGUCAGUGGCGAUGAGAUUCUGCUGCCGAUGGAUGGGAGCCAGGUGACCCAAUGCUACCUGGAGAGGGAGGGCUUCCAUUACCCCAUUGUGGUCCAUGAUCUGGAUGGACUGGGGCUUAAACUUCCCCCUCCCUCAUUCACUGUCAGCGAUGUGGAGCAUUACGUGGGUGCAAAUAAAGUCAUUGAUGUGAUUGAUGUCGCAAGACAGGCAGACAGCAAGCUCAAGCUGGGAGAGUUCGUGAAAUAUUACUACCAGCCUGAACGACCAAAAGUGUUAAAUCUUAUCAGCCUGGAGUUCUCUGAUACAAAGAUGUCCAAUUUGGUGGAGGUUCCUGAAAUUGCGCAGAAGAUGUCCUGGGUUGAGAACUACUGGCCUGAUGACUCGUUCUUCCCCAAACCAUUUGUGCAGAAGUAUUGUCUCAUGGGAAUGAAAAACAGUUACACAGACUUCCACAUCGAUUUUGGAGGAACUUCAGUGUGGUAUCAUGUUCUCUGGGGAGAGAAGAUUUUCUACUUGAUCAAGCCGACUAAGGCUAACCUUGCACUAUAUGAGUCCUGGAGCUCAUCACCCAGUCAGAGCGAAGUAUUCUUUGGGGAUAAAGUCGACAAGUGUUACAAAUGUGUGGUGAAGCAGGGAACUACCAUCUUCCUCCCCACUGGUUGGAUCCAUGCAGUGCUCACUUCUCAGGAUUCCAUGGCAUUUGGUGGGAACUUCUUGCAGAAUUUAAACAUAGGCAUGCAGCUCAGGUGUUAUGAGAUGGAGCGCAGACUGAAGACUCCAGAUCUCUUUAAGUUCCCCUACUUUGAGGCCAUCUGCUGGUAUGUGGCCAAAAACCUUCUGGAGACCCUUAAAGAGCUGCGGGAGGAUAAAUGUCAACCUCGGGGUUAUCUAGUGGACGGGGUGAAAGCUUUAAUCUCAUCACUGAAGACGUGGCUGAGGAGGGAGUUAACUCAACCCAACAGUGAGGUUCCAGACAAUAUCAGGCCAAGCAGUCUCAUUAAAGCUCUGACCACGGAGAUCCGCUACCUGGAGGAUGAAUCGAAUAAAGCUGAAAAAUCUCAGGGAAGUGCUGAGUGGCCUUUAACACACUCAUCACUGGAGAAAGGAUAUCAGGUACAGCGGGCCGCUCGGCGGCUACGAGACCAUCAUCAUCACAGCCAAAGACUGCCCUCUAACUUGGAUGUCUUGGAGCUUCACACACUGGAGGUAUUAAAGAGACUGGAGGUCGGGCCUCUUGAGGAGGACCCAGCCUUCAGCUCCAAAGUGAAUGGCAAGUUCAAGAAAGUGUCUUCGGUGUCUGCAGUAGCUGUUGAGGGUAGUCAUGACAACGCCCUGCGCCUGGUGCUAUGUAAUGGCAAAAUUAUGCGGGAGAGGUUAUCUAUCAGUAAUGUGGCAGCCAAAGAGAGUGGAGUGGAAAUGUUGCAGUAUCAUCAACACGGGAUCAAAUUUGAAAGCCUGCUGAUGUGCCCACAAGAAAAAGUGAAAAAAGAAAAGCGAGAGGAUGAAUUAAGAGUACACUGCACUAUCAAGAAACCAGUCAAUCACGGUCUAACUGUGCAGACAGAACUCAGGACAGAGUCGCCACAUGUAGAGUCUUCAGACAGUGACUCCGAGUCAGAAGCAGAAGAUUCUGCUGAGAAACGCUCGGAGUCAGAGAGUUCUGAGGAAGAGGAUGGAGGAAGCAAGCGAGACUCGGGGAGUUUUGUGGAGCAUCUGAGCGGCCGGCAACACGGCCACCAUAAGCAAGCGCUAAAACGAGAACGUCCUACCUCACCGAGCACAGCUGAUGCCAUUCAGGGCAUGCUGUCUAUGGCGGGGCUGCUGUGUCAGCAGGCAUCAGCAGGGGGCGAUAUUUUACAGCAGCACUGGUGGUCCAGUCAGGGUAACAGUAACAGUAACAGCAACAGCAGCAGUGACACGUGGGACAGCAGUGAACCCUAUUCGGCACCCCGCAGCCCAGAGGGAGAGGAUGGGAGUCUCGGAGAGGAAUAUUCAUAUAGCGAGAGCUCACUUUCUCCUCCCCUUCACCCCUCCAAAAGACACACCCCCAACCCCACACCCAUCAGCAACCAGGCCACUAAAGGAAAGCGUCCUAAGAAAGGACAGGCGACAACUAAACAGAGGCUUGGGAAGAUAUUGAAAAUGAGCCGCCAUAAAGGCUUAUUCCUGUAGCAUGAUGACGUGUAAUAAAUCAACACAGCUGCUUUUCUUUAUACGCUGGGACUAUUAUCACACACACACACACACACACACACAGUUCUCUUACUCACUGUGCAUGUUUAGGUGACAGGGUUUCACACAAAAUACAACACGUUAUCCAUCAGCGCAGGGAAAAACUGCUUUACUUUGGACAACAUUUCAACAUUAACAGCCAAAAGUUUCAAGAGGAAGCACAGAAACGGAUGGUCGGAGGUCCAGAGAGCAGCGUGUAGGAAAACGAGCCGCAAGUGUGUAUCACGGGCUGAGGCCUCUCCUCUCCCCCACCCUACCUCUUACCACAUCUGUAGCAUGAGUGUCCAGGCGCUCGCAGGCUAAGGACAUCUUCCUAGCCCUCUACAGCCCGACACUGGUCUUCGGAUUCCCCUCAAGUCAUUAUCAAUCUGCCUAUUUCUCUCUACUUUGAUUGUCUCAGGCUGAUGUGUGAGCUUUGGAAAUGGUGCUGAACAUUUAAAAAUCCUUCUCCAGUCCCCUCUGCCCCUUUUAGCAAUAAUUGUACAGCGGUGAGUGAUGUAUUGAUGAUUUAGUGGGCCGUACUUUUAGGAUGCACAGGAAGUCCUCUCAUAGUGGAAAGUAUUGGUCAUAACAGUACAGCCAUCAAAAGAAAUCAAAAAGUGGCAAAGAUAAAAAAAACUACAUGAUUUUCUUUGAUUUAACAGCGUUUAUACUACAUUUAUUC
This is a messenger RNA of Sinocyclocheilus grahami, 3201 nucleotides long. RefSeq names its product lysine-specific demethylase 7A-like. Lineage: Eukaryota; Metazoa; Chordata; Actinopteri; Cypriniformes; Cyprinidae. The record is from RefSeq and is a predicted model, not a curated record. The transcript has 19 exons. Bases 9 to 2477 code for a protein of 822 amino acids.